This is a messenger RNA of Cyphellophora europaea CBS 101466, 1710 nucleotides long. RefSeq lists its product as uncharacterized. NCBI's taxonomy places the organism in Eukaryota, Fungi, Ascomycota, Eurotiomycetes, Chaetothyriales, Cyphellophoraceae. Bases 1 to 1710 code for a protein of 569 amino acids. The record is from RefSeq and is a predicted model, not a curated record. The transcript is spliced from 2 exons.
AUGAAUGAGCAGGAAGGAAUCUACAUCUACGACAAUGAUGCGAACCUAGUCUAUAGUAGCUGGGGCAGCGGCGGUCCGGGUGUCAUUCACGCUCCUCAGGUGUGCAAUUACAAAGGCUCGCCGCAUCUAUGCUUUUACCAGGGCGUACAAAUGAUCGGUUGGGGUCACGGGCACGGCGUUAUCAUGGACAGCCACUAUCGCGUCGUGAAGUCCAUCGAACCGUCCGGCAGUUACCAAGCAAGCAGCGACAUGCACGAAUUUCGGUUGAUUGACGGUGACCGUGCCCUUAUGACACAAUAUCUUCGCUCCGUGCACGACCUCUGCGAUUAUGAUCUCUGUGACGGACUAGGUUACAUUCAGCAAGGCGCCUUCCAAGAGAUCGACGUUGAAACUGGCGAAGUCAUCUUCGAAUGGCACUCGCUCGAUCAUAUUGCCCUCGAUGAAAGCUAUGUUCUACCCAGCAGUACUGAAAUCAGCGGCUCGGGUCAGGAGCCGACGUCGCCAUGGGACUAUUUUCACAUCAAUAGUAUCGACAAGAAUGACGACGGAGACUAUCUGAUCUCUGCACGGCACGUGAGCGCCGUGUACAAGAUUUCUGGACAAGAUGGUCAUAUUAUCUGGAGGCUGAAUGGUGCUAAGAGUGACUUUCAUCUUGACAACUUCGGCUUCUCAUUCCAACAUGAUGCGCGCUGGAUCAGUGACAGCAAGGAUGAGAGUGUUAUCAGUGUGUUCAAUAAUGGAGGCAAUGGCUUCAAUCAGACGCACCCGCAUUCAGACGGCAAGAUCAUACACAUCGACCACAAGACCAAGGUCGCCCGAGUACUUCAAAAGAUUAACCCGCCAUUCAUCGAUGGGCAUGCUCACUACGCAAAGAGCCAAGGAAAUUUCCAGACCCUGCCUGAUGGCGGUAUUGUUAUGGGCUGGGGCUAUGAUCCUUUCUUCACCGAGUACGCUCCAGGCGAGACAGAGGACCGGGAAAUUGUCUUCUACGGGUACCUCGCACUCGGCCACAUGAUGAACUACCGUACUCACAAGUUCGAUGGAUGGAUCGGACGACCUCUGACUAAACCAGCACUCUGGACUUACAGCAAGACUGGAGAGGAGGACAGCGGAAUGAUCAUGUACUUCAGCUGGAACGGUGCAACAGAGGUAAGCAGAUGGGCCCUGUAUGGCGCUGCGGCAAAGAAUGGGCCAUACGUACUUCUGGCAACCAGAGACAAGAAUGGAUUCGAGACCAUCUACAGGCAUAGAAAAAUGCUCCCAUGGACAUACGCCGAGGCACUGGACAAGAACGGAGAGAGCUUGGGCAAAAGUGCGCCGCAGGAAACGUACGUUCCGCGACAAGAACUGAGGCAGUACUGCGAUGACUUGGCGUGUCAGUUCAUGCCCAGCCAAGAGCAGAGGGACAGGGAGCGAGAGCAGGCCACGGAACAAAAAGCAAGUCAGAGAGGAGGAUUCCUUGCACAGAAAAAGGAUCAGAUCUUGUUCGGCAGCGGUAUCGGGGCGUCGAUACUGCUUGCCAUCAUCGCGGUGGUGCUUGGGACGAGGAAUAGGGUGAAGAGUGCGAUUCUUCGUUCUGUGGACCGCGUGUGGCGACUCAUCUGGGGCAAGCUAGGAGAAGAAGCUACAGGGCCAGAGUAUAGGGCAGUCGCUGGUGACGAGGGCGAUGACGAGGAAGUCAAAGCGCCCAUGUUCAGGGGAGAUGGAUGA